This is a messenger RNA of Carassius gibelio (silver crucian carp), 2090 nucleotides long. Its product is annotated as gremlin-2-like. The coding region runs from base 173 to 673 and encodes 166 amino acids. The record is from RefSeq and is a predicted model, not a curated record. Gene Ontology annotation, biological process: animal organ morphogenesis. Gene Ontology annotation, molecular function: receptor ligand activity; BMP binding. NCBI's taxonomy places the organism in Eukaryota, Metazoa, Chordata, Actinopteri, Cypriniformes, Cyprinidae. The transcript has 2 exons.
CACACACACACACACACACACAGAGAGAGUGAGAGAGAGUCUCCUCCAGCAGAAAGCAGCAUCAGUCUGAGGAUCCUUCACACACAACAGAGAGGCUCUCGUCUGCUCCGUCCAUGGGCCGGUGUUCCUGGACUCUGGAUCUGCUCCGUCUCUGACCACACACUCGUCCAGGAUGAGCUGUAAGGUGGCGCUGUGGCUGCUGUUCACCGGUCUGCUGUGUCUCGCCUCCGCCGGCCGUAAGACCCGACCGCAGGGAUCCAUCCCAUCACCCUACAAGACCAGCUCCAACACCUCCGACCGGCGCGCACGCAAACAGGAAGUGCUGGCCUCCAGCCAGGAAGCUCUGGUGGUGACCGAGCGCAAGUACCUGAAGAGCGACUGGUGCAAGACGCAGCCGCUGCGGCAGACGGUCAGUCAGGAGGGAUGCAGGAGCCGCACGGUCAUCAACCGCUUCUGCUACGGCCAGUGCAACUCCUUCUACAUCCCACGGCACGUCAGGAAAGAGCAGGAGUCCUUCCAGUCCUGUGCCUUCUGCAGACCGCAGCGCUUCACCAGCCUCACCGUGGAGCUCCAGUGCCCUGACCUGCAGCCGGACGUCCGCUACCGCAAGAUCCAGCGCGUCAAGCAGUGUCGCUGCAUGUCCGUCAGCGUGUCCGAGUCUGGGAAACAGUGAGAUCCUGACCACGCUUCACUGGAAACACCUGCUGCUACUCUGAGCUGAGAGACUGCAAAGCUUCAGCACGUCAUCUUCAGACUGUCCUGCUGGACACCGGUCACUAUCAGUCACCACUGGUCACUAUUGGUCACAAAAGGUCUUCAUUGGUCACUAUCAGUCAUUGUUAUACACUAUUGGUCCCCAUUGGUCACUGUUGGUCUCCAUCCAUUACUGUUGGUCAAUAUGAUCGUCAUCAUUGGACACUAUUGGUUACUACUGUUCUCCAUCGGACUAUUAGUCACGACUGGUCUCCAUCGGACACUAUCGGUCACCACUGGUCACUGUCUGUCAUCAUUGGUCACCAAGGUCGUUAUCGGUCAAUAGAGAGUGUGUGGAAUCUGAAUGAGGUGCGAGAGAAGACUCUACGCUGAACUCUAGAGCUUCUGACCCCUGUGUGGUGGUCACUGAUAGUUAACACCAAACAUGCAUAACUAGACUGAUUAUAGAGAUUCUAUAGAAAUAUGGUACAGCAAAAGUAUAUAUAUAUGUAGAGAAACAACUUAAGUCUAUAUUAAAACUAUUGAGUUCUAUUCUCGUCUUCUGUUUUUUCAGGGGGUUCAGUCUGGUUUAUCUAAAGCUGACAUGGAAAGAUGUGGUUUAAUGCAGUUGGUUUUUAACCCUUGGUUAGCUGUUAUUUUGCAGUAGAGUUUGAUUUGCAGCAUUUACACAUUAUUAUGUUUGAGAUGUUCAGUGAUCAGUUCAACGCAGAUCCAAUGCACAUCUGCAGAUUUGUGAGGAAAACAAGUGAAUGAUAACUGUAACCAAGUUUCAUUAAUCGCUGUAAUUCAGAAUUAAGAGAAAAAGUCAUUAAUUCGCUUUUAAUUUAGAUCUCGUAAUUCUGACUUUUUCACUGAAUUGUGAGUUUAAAUCUGACAAUUUUGAGAUUAUAUCCUGCAAAAUGGAGGAAAAAAGUCAAAAUUGUGUACUUGUGAGAAAAGGUCAGAAAUCUUCUUAUUUAAAAAAAAAGUUGCAAUUACCUUUAUUCAUUUUUUUUCAUGGUAGAAACAAAGAAACAAUUCCAAAAUGUAAACUCAGAAUUGAGAGAUAAGUCAAUUAAGAUAUCAACUCAGAAUUCGGCCUUUUUGUUGCAAUUCUGAAUUUACAUCUCGCAAUGGACUUUUCUCUGAAUUUAAAAUUUGUGUCUUCUUGCAUGCAAAUGUCCUUUUUCUUGGAAUUGAGAAAAUUGUGAGAUAUAACAUUUAGAACUGUGAGAUAUUUUGCAAUUACCUUUAUUUAUUAUUUUUUGUUCUGGUCACAGAAACAGGCUUCCAUAAUAUAACCAUUACCUUCAAAGCGAAUUUGCAGAAUGUAACUUAAGUGCACUUACAAUAAACAAUGUUAUCGUCCGUCUGUGUGGACGCUAAUAUCAACCUUU